This is a messenger RNA of Fonsecaea nubica, 831 nucleotides long. RefSeq lists its product as hypothetical. The coding region runs from base 1 to 831 and encodes 276 amino acids. The record is from RefSeq and is a predicted model, not a curated record. NCBI's taxonomy places the organism in Eukaryota, Fungi, Ascomycota, Eurotiomycetes, Chaetothyriales, Herpotrichiellaceae. Gene Ontology annotation, molecular function: phosphatase activity. The transcript has a single exon.
AUGCCUUUCCCUCAAACCCUCGAGGCCAAGCCUCGAGUCAUCUUCUUCACCGACUUCGAUGGCACGAUCACGCUCCAGGACACCAACGACUUCAUCACAGACAACUACGGCAUGGGCUACGAGCAGCGGCGGAAGCUCUUCCGCGCCGUCAUCGACAAGACCGACAACUUCCGCAACACGUUCCAGCAGAUGGUGGACUCGUGGAACAUGCCCUUCCCGCGCGUCCUGGAGAUCCUCAAGGAGAACAUCAGCCUGGACCCGGCCUUUCGCGACUUUGUCCUGUGGGCCCGCGAGAAGAAGGUCCCCGUCAUCGUGCUGAGCAGCGGCAUGGCCCCCGUGCUGGAGGCCCUGCUGAAGCAUCUCCUGGGCGAAGACCUGAUGCAGGACCUCGAGAUCGUGGCCAACGCGACGCAGUUGCGCCCGCCCGAGAACUCGCUCGACAAGCCCAACGGCUGGACGAUCCAGUACCGCGACGACUCGGGCUUCGGACACGACAAGUCUCUCACCAUCCGCCCCUACGCGGAUGCGAUCGCAAAGAUGCCCGCGCACGAGCGACCCACCCUGCUGUACGCGGGCGACGGUGUCUCGGACCUGAGCGCCGCGCGCGAGACAGACCUGCUCUUUGCCCGAGAAGGCAUGGACCUUGUGACGUACUGCGAGCAGGAAGGCAUCCCCUUUACCGAAUUCAGUGGCUGGGACAGCAUCCUCGAGGAGACAAAGGAUAUCUACGAGGGCGUCAGGACCGUCAAGAAUCUCGCCGAGGAGGGUCUGCGCAGACACCGGACCAACUCUAUCGAGUCUCACGGGGCGGUGAAGCCGACCAUCAGAUGA